Molecule: messenger RNA, 1837 nt
Organism: Lutzomyia longipalpis
Lineage: Eukaryota; Metazoa; Arthropoda; Insecta; Diptera; Psychodidae
Exons: 3
Coding region: 462-1421 (319 amino acids)
Biological process (GO): regulation of transcription by RNA polymerase II
Cellular component (GO): nucleus; transcription regulator complex
Molecular function (GO): DNA binding
Source: RefSeq, a predicted model, not a curated record
AGUGGGUGAGAAAGAGAGAAUGAGAAGUUACGUGUCGCUCAAAAACAGCUGAAAAGGAAUUUUAUUGUUAUUGUUGUUUUUUUUUCUCAAGAAAUCCUUGUUUCCUUAUAAAAAAUAUUUUCAAAACAAAACAAAGAAAAUACAAGCAUAUCGAGGGCUACAUUGUAAAACCGGCUAACUUUGUAUGAGUUUUAUGUUGAAUGAAAAUGAUGAGAACAAAAACAAAACAAAGAUGGACAUUUUUGAAGGUUAGGUCACUGACCUUUGACUUCCUCUGCUGGAGGAAUUUUUAAUUCAUCUCCACUGGAUUGUCCGGGAAAAACAUUCAGAGAAACAGCUUGAAUGGGGGUUCAGAAGAUGUGAAAAAAAAAGACACAACCAAAGUGCAAAGUAAACAUCUUGUGUAAACAAACAAGAAGUGGGAGUUGCGCGCAACAUAUCUGCGCAACAUUACAGUGAACAUGUUUGCGAACACAAACGGACGUACACACAACGACACUUCGCGACACAUCGGUCAGGGAGUUGCUCGGGAGGAGUUUUUUCAUCGCGCAAGAGAACUGGAGCUACGUGAGCGCCUCCACAGUGUUUUCCAGGGUCACUUGUCGUCCCAGGGAGCACCCCAGUGGAACAUGGAUAGGUAUAGGAUGAUGGAGUCGCAUGUAAAGAUAACGGAACAGCUCAUAAAGUUGGUUAAGCCCCAUCCGGAGCUCUACGACAUGAAUUCACAUCUCUACAACGACAGGGCACACAUUGAUGGGCUCUGGGCGCAGAUUUCUCACACAAUGCAAAUGUCCACGACUGAAGUGCGGACAAAGUGGAAUUCACUACGGAGUCAAUUUAUGCGUGCACUGAAGCACGAGAAGAUGCCCUACGGAGCCUCUGGGAGGCGCCGUAAGAAGUGGUACAUGAUGGAUUCUCUGGAUUUCCUCCGUGGGGUUCUCACAGUACCCGACACAGAUCAUUCCAUCGAUAAAUCCCCUCCGGAAACAUCAAAGCGACUCCCUUCGUAUCCCGAAAUCCCAAUUGUGGUGAUGAAGCAGGAAUCCCAGAGUGCAGAGAGUGAGGGUGGUGUGGAGGAGAUCCCACUGCCGGAGAAGAGACACAGACUCAGUGGGCCAUCAGAGGAGCGUGCAGAGAGUCCACUGGAUAGAUAUGGCGAAAGGACCUACAUGGAUGACUCUUAUGCCUCCACAUGCAUCCUGGAUGAUCCACCGGGACCCACAGUGAGUGCCACGCAGCCAGGAAACUACGAUCAGCUAUUUUUUCAGAGUCUCGAUGAGGAUAUCAAGAAGUUGGCGCCACACCGACGUCGGCGACUCAAGGAAGUCUUCCUGCAGACACUAAAUAACCUCCUGGAUCAGCAGGAAAUGGAAAUGGAGAGGAAUACUGUGGCCAGGGUGUGCCAGAGGAGUCAGAAUUAGUGGAAAAAACUCUAUUUUUAUUGAAAGGAUUUCUUUUUGAGAAAGAAUCCUUUUAUUGAAAAAAGAUUUUUUUUUGAUGGGAAAAGAUUUGAAACAAAAAAUCCUUUUUUAUAGAAAAAUGUUAAGAAAUUCCUUCUGCGGAAAGGGAUGCCUAAAAUCAAGGAAUAUAGAACCUUUAAAAUUUAUUUAAGAACUCCAAGGAUAAGUUUUUGAUCUGGAGGCUCUGAAAGGAGCAAAAUUAAAACAACAAAUUCAUAUUAAAAUAAAUAUUUAUUCCUUGAAUUUGGGAUUACUACCCUACCAUCCAUGAGUCCUGAUGUUCCUGUGGCUUAAAGCACAACAGGAUUGUAACAAAUUAACGGCCGAUGAGAAACCAAUAGAUUAAUGUAAAAUAAAUAUAUCAGUUUUAUGUGAAA